Messenger RNA from Trichoderma harzianum CBS 226.95, 513 nucleotides. RefSeq lists its product as hypothetical. The coding region runs from base 87 to 398 and encodes 103 amino acids. The transcript has a single exon. NCBI's taxonomy places the organism in Eukaryota, Fungi, Ascomycota, Sordariomycetes, Hypocreales, Hypocreaceae. The record is from RefSeq and is a predicted model, not a curated record.
GAGGCUUUGGAUUUUUUUUACAGUGGGAUUGUGUAUGUAGAUUUGGAGGUUUAUAGGAAAGUGAAAUAAUUAUCGUCGUUUUUUUCAUGUAUCUUUGGAUCCAGGAUUUGUAUGGCCUCUUUUCUUGGGGGACUCAAACUUUUUUGUUUUUGAUAUACAAGGCAUCAUUGGUGUUGCGUGUUCCGCAACUUUUUGUUUUUUUGGCUAUUAGAACGGUAGCAGUAUUGACUUUUACGAUUCUACAAUACUUUGAAAAUUUCUUCUUUUUAAAUACCUUUUUUACCUUUUCGCUUCUGACUUUUUUUAUCUUUUUGCUUCUUUUUGAACUUGUAUAUAUUCAUUUUAAGAUGUCCUCCUUGUUGUGGGGGUAUCGUGAUGGUUUAUACAGGACUUUAUAAGAAUUGAGAAUUACGAUGCCAGUGUUUGCGAGAAUGAUUUUGUGUUCGCUACUCGUAUAUGGUUUAUUGAAACUUGGUCUGUGAGAGCAUUGUUCAAAUGAUGUCUGGAUAUUCC